UUGUGGGUGCAGUGUGGGUGCAGUGUGUCAGUGUGUCUGUAAGAGCUGUGAGCACCAGAGAAAGGAGUGAAAUUAUGUUAAUAAUCUGUGUAGAGACGAUUUGCGAUUGGCCCCUUGCAUGCAGCUCUGUUUCACACAGCAAUCUCACAGUAUUUGGACAGUACAGGCUGUUGAAUAAAAGAGCUUCCCGAGCUAAACACAAUACCUUGAUUUGUCUUUUUUAUUUUAAGUAAAUAUUUUUUCUGUUUUUUUUUUCUGUAUUUGAUUUUGGAGAAACUUGUCUACAAAAUGACUAUUAAACAUCUUGACCAAGGCCAGCACUAUCGGCCAAGGAUGGCUUUCCUGAAAAAGAUUGAAGCACUGAUCCUGGAGAUGCAGGAUGCUGAGAAUGGAAUCAAGACCCAGACUCAAAGGUUGAUGAUCACCACCAUCCCACAUGCCAUGACAGGUCAUGAUAUACUGGAAUGGAUUAUACAGCGACUGCAAAUUACAGAUGAAGAGGCAUUACACCUUGCAAAUAUUAUUGUCAAACAUGGAUACUUCUACCCUCUGCAAGAACCAAAGAACCUUAUUCUCAAGGCAGAUAGCAGCUUGUACAGAUUUCAGACACCAUAUUUCUGGCCAACUCAACAGUGGCCGGCUGAAGAUACAGAGUAUGCAAUUUAUCUUGCAAAGAAAAAUAUCCGGAAGAAAGGCUUGCUAGAAGACUAUGAAAAGGAGAACUACAGUAUUCUGAAUAAGAAGAUAAAUCACAAAUGGGACUUUGUUGUAAUGCAGGCAAAGGAGCAGUACAAAGCAGGAAAAGAGAGGAAAAAAGCUGACAGAGUUGUUCUAGAAUGCCAAGAGAGAGCUUACUGGCUUGUUCACAGACCACCGCCUGGGGCAUUAGAUGUAUUAGAAUAUGGACAGAACCGGGUGACGGAUCCAAAUGCAAGUCAGGUAAAAAAGAAAAAGACAGUUGAUCUUUACAGAAGAGAAAUCAUUUACUACCAGCAAGCUCUGAUGAGAUCAAGAGUGAAGUCUUCAGUGUCAUUAGCAGGUGUUGUCAAGUUCUGUGAACAGUAUUACACUCAUGACCCUAUCAUGUCAGGCUGUCUCCCUAGCAACCCUUGGAUUACUGACGAUACCAUGUUCUGGGAGAUUAACGCACCACUGGCGGAUGUCCCAACAAAGCUGCGAGUUGAACGUUGGCAGUUUAAUUUCAGUGAGCUGAUUAGAGACCCAAAAGGGAGGCAGAGUUUUCAACAAUUCUUAAAGAAAGAAUUCAGUGGAGAAAAUCUAGGUUUUUGGGAAGCCUGUGAAGAUCUUAAAUAUGGCGAUCAGUCGAAGGUCAAGGAAAAAGCUGAAGAGAUCUACAAGCUCUUUUUGGCUCCCGGAGCAAGGCGUUGGAUCAACAUUGAUGGGAAAACAAUGGAGAUCACUGUGAAAGGUCUUAAGCACCCUCACCGCUAUGUCUUAGAUGCUGCUCAGACCCACAUUUAUAUGCUGAUGAAAAAGGAUUCAUAUCCUCGUUACUUGAAGUCCCCCAUUUACAAGGAGAUGUUGUCCAAAGCUGUUGUCCCAGCAGAAACAAAGAAAAGCAAUUUCCCAUUUAUGAGGCGUCAUCGUCGGUCCAGUCCAAGCCCGGUAAUCUUAAGGCAGCUGGAAGAAGAGGCCAAGGCAAAAGCAGCAGCAAAUGCUCCACUGGACAUCACUCAGCUGUGUAAAUUCACUGCUCCUGUUCCCCACUUGGCUGUUUAUACUGGCUUUUGUGUUCCACCAUCACCGACCAACCUUCUUCCAGCCUUUCCUGCACUGUGUGAUACAACAUUCCAGUCCCCUGGACACAUUGCCUUACCUAAUAGUGCUGUCUGUCCUUCACCCAUUAGUGUAGCCAUUGAAAGCACCCCUGCUUCAGAAAGAAAGUCAGAGGCAAAUAGCGCUGUAUCUAGCAAUUUCCCUUCUGUUGUUGAAAGCACUGAUGUUUCCAUUGGUUCAGACUGUAGCAUGACUAACCCAGUAUUUGUAACUGCUGAAGAAAAGCCAUGUCAGAAGUCCAAAAUGGCAGUGACAUUCAGCAGAUUCUUAAAACGGAGAUGUGUUAAUUCACCAGUCUUUGCUACACUUUCUCCAAAGUGCCCCACAAUGAAUCAUGGGAAGGUGCAGCCACUGAACAGAAUGGAACAGAAACUACAGCAGAAGUCAAAGAAUAUAGCCAAUUUUUUUCAGAUUAAAGUGGAUAUUCCAUCAGAGUGUCGCAUCUAUCCCAUAGACUCUGAGGAUGAGGAGGAAGACUGCCAAAACACCUACAAAGGCUCAGGAAAGGAAGUCAUCUGCCCUUGGGAGAUUCUUACGGAAAAAGGCAAAGUUGGAUAACAAACCAGUUCCAUAUAGCUAUUUAUCCAGCAUGCUCACAGAGGCAAGGAUAAAAUUUGCCUUCAAAAAGAAACUUUACCUAAUUGUGAUCAAAAGCAACAGAUGACAGUCUUAAGUAUUCUGAAAUAUUAUAAUAUUGUUUCUGACUUCAAAGCCAAAAGCACAGAAGAAAGUGAUGCAUAGAUGAAUAUGUAUCUUUAUAAUUUCUGAGAGUGGGUUUCAAUGCUUGUGCCACUACAAAUAUGAGUCACGUUGCUCACUUACUGGCCAGAUAGAUGGUCAUGCCUUAUUUUUUAAAGUAAUUUCAGCAACUGUGGUGAUACUGCACUAUUCUGGCAGCAAGCUCUUGAAAUGCCUUUGGGACUACAUUGGCUAAUGUGCCAAUUCACUGUUGUAAUCAAAUUUCACAAGGUUGUAGUUUAACAUAUUUGAGGAGGGGGCUACUUUUUUAGUAUUUCCAUUUUUUUAUCAGCCAGUGUGCCUUUAUUCAUGGUAUAUUGUACAGGGAUUACAACAGUAAUGCCAACUAAUGUGUUCUGAUGCACAGAAACAAAAUUCCCAAAUCAGUUUAGCUAGAUACCCUUUGGAUCACUAUCUCUAAAUAGUAUUAGGAUGACAUUUUUAUACAAUUACUUCAUAUCUAUUCUUCCUUUUUCAGGAGAAAAACAAAAUCUCAGACUUUACUGGAAGGGAAGUUAUUUCUUUUGGCUCCUCUCAAGUCUUUAUGUUCUGUGGAUUUGUCUCUUUUAGCAUAUGUGCCAUGUAAGCAAAACCAUUGAAACCAGCAAAACUUGAAAUGUAGCUUUGUAAUUUGGGUUUAUAAUAUAUUUUGUUAUGGGCUAUCUCUUCAGUUACAAGUUAACUAUAAACUUUUCAUUCAGAAUUAAAGGAUACAAUAGUAUAGCAGCAAAACUUGAAAUGCAGUCUUUUUUUUUUUGGGGGGGGGGCAAAGGUGCCAUCCCAUAUAGAAGACUAUGACUUCUAUAUCACACAGAGAGCACAGAUUGCUCAUUGUAGAUUACUUACCUUUAAACACAGCUAGAAUCUAAUGACAUCUUGUAAUUUAGAAUGCUGGUUGUCCGGUAAACUGUACCAAAGGGCACUGUCACAGCCAGACAGUGAUCUAGGGUCAGUGUCUAUGGAACAAUUCAUUUCUGCCUGAAUUAGAAAGCAGACUUACAUGAACACUAUUUUACUGUUACUACAUGUAGAAUAGUGUGUGUGUGUGUGUGUGUGUGUGUGUGUUGUACCUUUAAGAAGUAUUUCCAAGGACAGCAUGUGCGUAUAAAUAGCAAGCACGUGCUAGCUUCAGUGGCAUUUUGAGACAGCAGCCAGAGUAUGAGCCUGUAUGAACGUGAUAGCUAGUUAGUUUGCAAGUUUAUCUAAGUUAAAGUUAUUAAGCCUCAAUUAUGAUACUUUUGUACAUAAUA
Molecule: messenger RNA, 3785 nt
Organism: Protopterus annectens (West African lungfish)
Lineage: Eukaryota; Metazoa; Chordata; Ceratodontiformes; Protopteridae
Gene: RGS9
Product: regulator of G protein signaling 9
Exons: 19
Coding region: 289-2355 (688 amino acids)
Biological process (GO): intracellular signal transduction; regulation of G protein-coupled receptor signaling pathway; G protein-coupled receptor signaling pathway
Source: RefSeq, a predicted model, not a curated record